Anopheles aquasalis is the source of this 1697-nucleotide messenger RNA. Its product is annotated as G-protein coupled receptor Mth2-like. NCBI's taxonomy places the organism in Eukaryota, Metazoa, Arthropoda, Insecta, Diptera, Culicidae. The record is from RefSeq and is a predicted model, not a curated record. Gene Ontology annotation, biological process: G protein-coupled receptor signaling pathway. Gene Ontology annotation, cellular component: plasma membrane. Gene Ontology annotation, molecular function: G protein-coupled peptide receptor activity.
UCGACAUGCGAAGACGCUGACAAAGGUUGUGUAUUAAGAAUUUUACUUCAUUACUUUCAAAAUGCCGUGCAUAUUACACUCAACUGUACGUUUGUUGAAAUGGUUUGUGGUGUGGCUGUUGUGCAGUGUGUAUGCUAACGAUGUUCAGCUAUGCUCCGUGCAGGAAUCAGUGGAUAUUACGAACGGUACUAUAGCUGGAGAUGGAGGCAUUGACUACGACGGAGUGCGAUACAGUGCUUCUCAGUACUUUCAAGAUGGAAACACUCGAAGAGGAUGCAUUUGCCUAGUACGGCAAUGCAUAUAUGCAUGCGUGAAUGAAUAUUGGACAAACUAUGGGCUAAAGGAGCUCCUUGCUAAUGUUUCGGGUGCUUCUGGGGAAAACACUGGCAUAGUUAAUCCGGCGCUAGAGGCAAAGUAUCACAUGAUUUUGAAACAACCUUACUGUGCGGGAGAUUUUAUUGUACCGAAGCAGCGUCAAGUGAAAAUAACUUCAAAAGGAGAGCUGAACGUUGUUGAUUACUUUUGUAUUCUACCAAAGACCGAGAUGGGUGAAUUCCAUGCAUUAUACUGCGACAAGUAUUCUAUUGCACAACCUAGCGAUUUGUAUCAUCAAAUACAUGCCUUGGGAGACUUUCUGGUUGUUUUUCCCUUGCUUGUGGCCACCUUUGUGGUUUACGCUAUUCUACCGGAGCUAAUGGACGGCAAAUCAGUGAUGUGCUACGUGGCAUGCCUCACCGUAUCCUAUUUGUUUCUGGCCAUGGAACAAUUGAACGCCUUUGGCUACAAGUCCCAUUUGUAUACCAUCUCUGCCUACAUACUAUACUUUACGUUGUUGGCCAGUUUCUUUUGGCUGAACGUCAUCUACUGGUUACUUGGUGAAAGUCGUGGACAGAUGACUAAACACAGAAAGUUCCUGUACUGCUCUCUGCAUGCUUGGGGCGCACCUAUAUUGAUCCUAGCGUCGAAUCUCCUCUUCGAUCACACGGAGCUAAUGGGUUAUGAACUUGUUACGAAUGUUGGCGAAGAGGCAAGCUUUCUCAAACCGGACAAAGAGACUGAGGCUCGAUACUUGCACUUAGUGCUGCUAAUUAGUGCGAACAUAGUUCCCUGCACUAUCACUGCCAUGCGCAAUUACCUAAGCAAUCUGGCCGAUGCCAGUACGAUUACUGGCAAUUCGGGAUCUCUCUUGAAGCUUGAAAAGGAUCGUAACAGAAUCGGCCAACAUCUGAGCUUGUUCUUCAUCAUGGGGAUAGCCCGGUCGCUAGAUAUAAUAAAAUGGCAGCAGAUUGAUCCGAAAACAGCCUAUUGGUUAUGGCUGGUGUACAUUGUGAACGCUCUGGGAUACUGCCUUUGGGGUAUAUUCAUCCUUUUCCGGCUCGUCUGCAAUCAAAUAGUAUUGCAGUUGUUGUAUCAGCGAUUCGGCAGAAGAGAAAAUACCCCUAGAGAGGAUUAUACUGCGUAUUCUAUUCCUCAAUUGGUUGAUGUAGAAAAUCCCAAGAGCGUCCUUAUGAUGCAUCAAUCUGAGUGAUUAUCUGUAAAAUACAACUUCACCGAAAUUACAGAUUCGAUUUCAAAUGCAAAUGCAAAAGAAAACCGAAAUGAAAGCUACCAUUUUACUUUUCAAUAACAGUUUAUCGAACUCUCUUCAUAUGCUUCGUGGUGGAAGUGCGAUUCACGAAUCGUAUGAUUUUCCUGGU